Wasmannia auropunctata (little fire ant) is the source of this 1604-nucleotide messenger RNA. Its product is annotated as major royal jelly protein 3-like. NCBI's taxonomy places the organism in Eukaryota, Metazoa, Arthropoda, Insecta, Hymenoptera, Formicidae. The record is from RefSeq and is a predicted model, not a curated record. The transcript is spliced from 7 exons. Gene Ontology annotation, cellular component: extracellular region. The coding region runs from base 126 to 1319 and encodes 397 amino acids.
AUAUCUCUUGGGAUUUGGAAUUCCAACUCACAAGACAAAUCAUAUUUCGAAACGGAAAAUUCCGUUUUGAUCCUGGGUGGCACAACAUUAUGGCGCUAUCCAUUACUCUUUAAAAAGAGUAUAAAAUGAAGCAUUCUUUGUUGGCCCUGUUAAUUCUGUCGACGGCGAUUGUGAGCUUUGGAUUUGACGUGAAGGUUACAAAGGAAUGGAAAUAUGUUGAUUUUACUUGGGACAAUUCGAAGCACAGGAUAGAUACGGUUAAUGCUGGCCGUUACAGUACAUCCAAAUGUUUAUUAUACGAUGUAGACAAAGCAGAAGAUGGUAGAUUGUUCGUUACCACACCAAACGAACAAGGCCCUGGUUCACCUGCUACUUUGGCGACAGUAACUACUCAGAUAGGAUCAGGAUCAGGUCCACUUUUACGUCCAUAUCCAAAUUGGGGUUGGCAUAGUAGUAGUAGUACGUGCAAUAAUAUUGUAAAUGUUGCCCGAGUGCAUAUUCUAUGCAAUCACAUCUUCGUUCUGGAUAACGGCAAAACCGGGACCAACCAAGUUUGUAAUCCAAAACUAUUGAUCUUUAAUUUAAAAAAUGAUACGCUUGUUCAAAAGAUUGAUAUUCCUCCUGUUAUCGCGAAUAAUCGAACGGGCUCUGGAUUGUUGGUGACGCCUUUUGUUUAUGUUCCCUCCGGAAAAUGCGAUCGGCUACUGGACGAAAUGAUUGUAUUUAUGGCUGACACGCAAGGUUCCGGUAUAGUAAUAUAUGACUCGUCUACAAGGCGUAUGUGUAGAGUGGAAUCUGAUUGCAUGAAACCAACUGAUCCCCAUUUCUCCAUAGCAGGCCAAAAUUUUACUUACAAUGGCGGAAUCUCUAGCAUGACAGUCAUUGGCAAAGAUUUGUAUUAUGCUCCUGCAGCGGGAAAAGAAGUCUAUAAAAUAAAAAUAUGCACGCUACUAGAAUGUCCAAAUAAAGAAAGGGCUAAUAAACAAAGUGAACUCGCGUUUAAAUUGUCAAGUCAAACAGGACCGAUCACAUCAGUGAAAAAUGUAAUAGUCUAUAGCAAUCUUUGGAAUAUGUCUAUCAUAUACAAGAAUGAAGAUUCGAGGGGUUGGGGUUGGGAUUGGCCUUGGAAUUGGAAUAAGAAGGGAAACCCGGUGGUACUCGCGCAAGACUCUGAAAAAUUGCAAUCUAUAAAUGGACUAAAAUAUUUGUCUUCUUUAAACAAGAUAAUCUAUUUAUCAAAUAGACAUCAGGUUACUGCAAAUAAUAAAAUGACGACAAGCGAAAUGAACUUCCGCUAUGGCGAAAUAGACUGGGUAUAAAUACGGGCGAAAACAAAUUUAAAUAACUACGAAGCCUUGGUCUCCAAUAUUUUAAUAUAUUUCACGUAUAUUUUAACACUCGUACUAUUGAAAUUUACAUGUAUAUGUGAGAAUUACGUAACACAUAAAUGUAUUCGUUUUAUUAUAAAAGAUUGAUUUUCUGUAAACCUUUUCAAUUUAACUUUAAGAAAAUUUGAAGAUUUAUAAAUUAUACAUACACAUAAAAAUAAUUAAUUGAUAUAUAAGUGAAUAAUAAACUACUUCAAAAGAGUUCUGCAAAUAUAA